This is a messenger RNA of Aspergillus clavatus NRRL 1, 726 nucleotides long. RefSeq names its product transferase hexapeptide domain protein. Gene Ontology annotation, cellular component: dynactin complex. Gene Ontology annotation, molecular function: dynein complex binding. The record is from RefSeq and is a predicted model, not a curated record. The transcript has a single exon. The coding region runs from base 1 to 726 and encodes 241 amino acids. Gene Ontology annotation, biological process: mitotic spindle organization. Lineage: Eukaryota; Fungi; Ascomycota; Eurotiomycetes; Eurotiales; Aspergillaceae.
AUGGAUCCCAGACCAAGUCAACCCAGAUCUGACACGCACCUCCGCCCCCCGAAUCCACACCAACGCGCCUCCCCCUCAUCCUCCGCAUCUCCCUCUCCCACGCCCCGAGCUCCCGUCGCCGCCCACCAGACCUCCACCGUCGCCGACUCCGUGCUCUGCCAGGGCAUACAUCCCAUUUCCAUCGGCCCGGGGACCGUUAUCCACCCGCGCGCCCGCAUCUACUCCUACGACGGGCCCGUCAUCAUCGGCGAAGGCUGCAUCAUCAGCGAGAAGAGCAUCAUCGGCACCGCGCCAACCACAUACCCUUCCCUGCCCCCCACGGCGGGCAAGGAGGUCAUCUCCACCCGGAUCUCGAACGGAGUCACCGUCGGACCCCUCGUCUCGGUUUCGUCGGGCGCCCAUGUCCACUCCUUUGUCACCGUUGACGCGCUGGCGGUCAUCAACCGGCGUGUGUCGCUGGGCGCGCAUUCAAAGGUGUGCGCCGGGUGUGUGAUUGCGGCGAAUACGGUGAUCAAGGAUUGGAUGGUUGUUUGGGGUUCUGGAGUGGGCUUCGGGCAGAGGAGGAAGAGGGCUACGGGGAAGGUGAUCUCGUCUGUGGCGGCCGCGCAGGGCGUGACUGCUCUCGAGGCGAAGGUGACCGAGGAUGCGCGAUUGAUGGCCCUACAGAAGGAGAGGGAGGUUCUGGUCCGGCUUAUUGGGUCUUCUGCGUCCGCUAGAAGGAAAUGA